Acanthochromis polyacanthus (spiny chromis) is the source of this 10990-nucleotide messenger RNA. It is a transcript of the gene zbtb4, whose product is annotated as zinc finger and BTB domain containing 4. The transcript is spliced from 3 exons. The coding region runs from base 2370 to 7841 and encodes 1823 amino acids. Gene Ontology annotation, biological process: regulation of DNA-templated transcription. Gene Ontology annotation, molecular function: DNA-binding transcription factor activity, RNA polymerase II-specific; RNA polymerase II cis-regulatory region sequence-specific DNA binding. The record is from RefSeq and is a predicted model, not a curated record. Lineage: Eukaryota; Metazoa; Chordata; Actinopteri; Pomacentridae.
AGCAAAAAUAAAAAAAAUCUCUGUUCUGUGGUUCGUCGCGCUGUGGAUCAGCCUGGGCUCUAAGAAAAGAGGCUCAGAGCUGAGGCCUGUAAAGGGCUUUGAUGAAAUAGGAUAAAAUUGUCUAAACACAAUAUAUUUUCUUCUCAAAACAUUGUAUAAUGGAUUAUUUUUUGAGCUUUUUUAGAAAUACGUCGACUUCAUGGAUUUUCGUCGGUUGAAUUUUUGGAUCUCCGGGACAACAUUGCAAGCCUCGGACUCGACUGCGAAGGAUGGCCGGCCGGUGGACAGGAUUUUCCGCGCGCCCUUUAGGAAAGUUGGGGGAAGCCUUGUCUGUUCGUGUAAUGUUUGUUUUUCAACGAGUUUGGGCUAUUUUCACUCAGACAUCUUCUAUGUGUGAUUUAUGUGAGAUCAAAUCGUUGAAUCGUUGUCAGGGUUUUGGGAUUUUUGUUAAAAUGCGAAACAUUGCAGUAGGCCACGUUUCGAAGGCAAUGUGAAAUCAAAUGGUUUUGGCGGUUAAGUAACAUUAGUUGGCGAAUUAUUUUACUGAAUAUCGAGUUAAAUAAUCAACGUAUUAUGGUUACGACUCAUUUACGACCAACUUGAUGUGUUUUUACAUGUUUACCUUAAAAUUUGACGUUUCAGCUAUCCAACUGGUGAUCUGUUUAGCUUCAUAUUAGACUACCUUGAGAGCAACGACGCUAUUUUCUACGUCUGCUACUUUAAACGUCUUCAGCAUUAAUUGUAUCUAUCUAAUGUUGCUUUCAUAGCCUUAUAAAGGAUACAAAGUAGCGUCAAUUCGUCUUUAUUUUAUGGGGUUUGCCGUAUAUAAAGUAGCUUGAUGCUUAGCCUGAGCUUUAUGAGACAAAACGUUCGGUUAGCUGCUACCAGAUAAUUACUGGCCAAUUAAAUCUCUAUUUAAGAAAGCCGAUUCUUGUUUUACUGUUCGGGCUGUUCCAGACGCAUUAUUUACAGUGGCAGUAUGCUCCAAGUUGUAUUUUAACGUCGCCUUGAGGAUCGUAAUCAGGGCUACAUUAGCUAGCAUACCGGGUUAGUGCUCAACAUGGCGGCGUUUAGCGUUAUGCUUCUUGUUGUGAACGAGAAAAGAUGGAGUCUGGAAUAUUCUUGUUGGCUAACUUGAGGAGCCAAACAGCUACGCAUCUUCUUAAAACGUCGUAUUCUGUGACAAAUAAAGGGACAGCUAUGUUCGCAUUUUUAAAUAAGUUGUAUUGACAUGAUAGGAUGUUUAGUGUCUAAAGCGCGUGGAAGUUAGCCUGCUUGGAUUCAGUAGUCUCGACCCUUCAUCGGUGUCCAAAGUUGAAGCCAUUUUGCCAGAUAACUACGUUCAUUUUGGUCUGUUGUUGGACAGAUAAGCUUGCUGUUUAGUCAGUGUGCGAUAAUAAACACCUGUACUUAGCGUGGUGAUCAUUAUGAUGGCAUACUCCCUUUUUUUAUUGAGUCCUUUGGCUAUUUAAAGUGUAGGUGUUACAGUUUAAGUCUUAAUCUUGGCUUGACUAGGAAAUACCUUUAGCUUGUUAUACAGUACAUUGUGGCCAAAGGGAAGGGACCAGGUAACGUUUGGCCGGUGCUGUUGAUUAUCUAAUAGCCACAAGAAAAACGUUACACUGGUCAUGUAAGUUCUUUUAAAAGCCAAAAAUAUUAAUCGUCCCAUUAAAGCACUGGUGGGCUGCUUACCAUAACGUACUGCAAUACGUUUUUGUUGACCCUUUGUGUGUUUUAGCUUAAUUCUGUAAAAGGAAGUGGAAGUAAACACUACACACAUUAGUUGAACCACCACAGUGGUAGGAUUGCAUAAUGUCAAUCUGGUGUAGUGUUCAUUAUGUGUAAUGACUCUGUAACAGUGCCCAGAAGAACAUUUUGUCACAUUGUAUAACACUUUCCACUGCCUUUUGUUAAAAUAAAGAAACUAAAGCAACAUGAUGGAGUAUUGGUUGUUUCAUCUUUUGCAAAUAUUCCAAGUUAAUUUUUCUGUCAUCAGUGUUAACCUGCCAGACAUGCUUUAGCUGGUGCAUGGGCCGUGCUUUUCAGUUGUCACCAGUAUGAACGUGCUUGUUUGCCAUCAUCUGUUUUUCUCUGACAGGUUCAUCAGAGUGGAAACCUCACUAAGGCUCAGACGCAGGGAUAGAUGCUACAUCUUCAGUGUCCAUGUGGAGUCCAACCAUGUUCUGUUUUGAGUUAGAUUAUUAAACUGAGAAAGCUACACGCCUGCCAGUGAGAAUGAUCACCAUUGCACAUUUUCAAUGCGGAAACGGGUCCCAGAAGGCUGUCAAGCAUGCUCCCUCUACUGCUCCAAGGAGGUUAAUGCAUAGAGGACCACUGGUGUCAGGGGCGUCAGAUUUCGGGGGCUGGUCAUGGUGUCCAGUGAGAAGGUGUGGGACCCCUUCCAUGUGGGCCUUGUUAAGCCACGUCUAAGUGAACAACGCCUGGCUCCUGGGCUACCUCCUUUCUUCAACCCCACACACAGUGCAGCUAAGGACAACACAUUCUACAGAAGUCAGCGGCUGUCAUCCUUGUCUUCCCUGCCACCGUCAUUAGUGGCCCUUCAUCCACUUCAAGCCUCUUCACCGUUACAUCCACGUGUCAAUUUGUACAACUCCAGCAAGAUUGAAGGACAACACAAACCUGUCCACCGUCUUGGUGUGGUCUCUCACGCCAAAGAAAAGGAGGAGGAAGGAGAAGUUGAGCAGUUGGAGAUGAAGGGUAAAAGACUAGGAGGCCGUGCAGAGGCCACAAUGGAGGACAGGCUGGAGGAUAUGGGUGAUGGACCUAAAAAUGCAAAAAUCACCCUCAGCUUCCCGUUAAGUGCAGCCCCCCUCCCAACCUCUCUGACAUCGCCUAACCACUGUCACAGCUCCGCUUCAUCCUCCCCUUCCCCCCACCGACGGCGACAGUCCUCCAAGACUUCGGACAAGGGUUCGCUGUGGAAACUGGAUGCCACCAUGGAUGUAAAGCAUAGACCUUUUAAGCCCCCCAGACACGACAGCUCUCCGUCCUCUUCACCUUCCUCCUCCUCAUCCCCUAUGACUGCUCAUGCACUUAUUAGGAAGGAUAUAAAGUCUCCACCUCCACUGAAGUGCUCCAAACUCAAUUCAGAGACUCAGUUUCACAGGUCUCCCCCGAGAUCCUCUAGUGGGUCUUUGGGGGGCUGUUAUGGUGGAGAUGGAUGGGAUGAGAGGCAUAGGGUGGCCAAUGGUACAGCCUCGCCCUCUCAGACCGCCCAGAUCCUCUUCAGUCUGGGUGCAUCGGCCUAUCAGAGAGGUGGGGAUGCGGAGAGGAGGGAGAAAAUCACAGGAAGACCAGCUGGGAAAGCGGGAAGCCCUCAUGGACCAAGUCUUCACCCACCCACCCUUCAUCUUCCUCCCCCCUUACCACCACCACCUCCUCCCCCUUCUGAGGGCCUUACUGCACCCCCUCACUCAUCGUCCUAUUCCCCUACUGACAGCCUGAAGCCCGAGCUGAUUUGCGGGGUGUGCCAUCGGCUCUUCAGCUCCGCUUCCUCCCUGACAGUCCACAUGCGGCUGCAUCGUGGCAGCCGUGCCCUCAGUUGCCGAUAUUGUGGCAAAGUUUUCAUCCACAGCAAGAGACUGCAAUCCCACGAGGCCUCCUGCAGGGUGCCAGGGCUGCCCUCUAACAGCCUGCGCCCUCCUUCUCUCACUGUGCAGCCAAAGGAGGAGCCACUGGAGGAGGGCGAAGUGAGAGUGGAGGGGGGAGUGAUAGUGGGAGAAACAGACAUCAGCAAGGCGCGGCCGGGGAAGAAAGCGCGGAGCCUCCUGGCGCGUAUCCAAGGUGAUGAUGCAGCAGGCGCAGAGCUGCUGGCGGGUGAUGAGAACCAUUUUGUGAAGGUGGUGGAUGGCAAUGUCAUUUACUUCUGCUCUGUGUGUGAGCGCUCCUACAUGACUCUAUCCAGCCUGAAGCGUCACUCUAAUGUGCACUCGUGGCGCCGCAAAUAUCCAUGUCAUUAUUGCGACAAGGUCUUUGCCCUGGCUGAGUACCGUACAAAGCAUGAGGUGUGGCACACAGGAGAGCGACGGUACCAGUGCAUCUUCUGCUGGGAUGCCUUUGCCACCUACUACAAUCUCAAAACACACCAGAAGACGAUACACGGAAUUAACCCCAGUCUCAUCUCCAGUGAAAAGACAGCUAAUGGAGGAUAUAAGCAGAAAGCUAAUGCCCUCAAGCUCUACCGCCUUCUUCCCAUGCGCUCCCAGAAAAGACCCUACAAGACCUACAGUGACAGUUUGCAUAAUGGCCUGUUGUUGCCACCAACCGAAACAUCUCCCCUCUCCCUGCCCGGCCUGGGCUGUGCUCUGGGCCCUGGGGACCUACAAAGCCUCAUUGGUGGGGCCCACCCUCAGAGUGUAAAGCCUGACCCAGAUGCCUUCCCUGAUGGCUUUCCUGUUUCUGUGACUGCUGAGCACACGGAGCUCUCUGCACUAACACCCCUCCCCCAGACUGAUGUGCCCCAAGUUAGAAAACAUGAGAGUGAGGCCCUAGAGUCAGAGCAGGGGAGAGGCAGUGGGAGCUUCAAAAUGUCUAAUGGCAGCAAAACCAAAACUCUCAAGACAAGUAGAAACACAGAAACAAGCAUGCCUUCUGUGAUAACAUAUGGCCAUACAAAACCCUCCGUCAUAGUUCAUGGAACAGCAAUGUCAUCCUCUGUCAUCGUCCAUAGCAACCAGGUUACCCCCGGAAGUGAUAAAAGCCCAGUGAGCAGCCCACUCCCUGAAAGCAGUAACAGUCAGACUUCACUGAAAGGCAGCCCUAGAUCUAUCAAAAAGCAGAGGGAUAGUAUAGAUAAUCUGAGAAAAAGGUCCAGAGACAGUUCAGAUGCCACAGAGGAGGGCUCAAGAAGCAGACAGGAUGCAGAGACAGGCAGAUUAUUUCACAAAUCACGUAAAUCACACAGCAAGAACGACAUCUCAAACUCAAAGCAGCUCUCAGGAUCUGUAGGGUCACAGGUCAAAGAGGCAGGGCCGCUGUGCCAGAUUACUGUACGCAUUGGUGAGGAGGCCAUAGUGAAGCGCAGCAUCUCUGAGACAGACCUUAGGAGAGACAAAAGCCUCUCUCCUCCAAAAACCAAGCGUAGUGAAACGUCAUCUGUGCGGGACACCAAGGAGCCACGUCACUCCCACCACCAUCACCAUAAGCACCGCCUCCAAAGUAGAGUCAGCCUGGAUGCAGAGGAGGAUAAGGAACGGGGGAACUGUCAGGAAGUCAGAAAAAAGAGCUCUAAAUCUCCUGAUGAAGUCAGGGAAUACUACUUCCGACAGGAGGUGCGUGAGCAGGAGAGUGACCACGACAUGGAAGACAAUCUAUGGCGACCUUACUACUCCUACAAGCCUAAGAGAAAAACACAAGCACAUCUACAGAGGGUAAAGAGCUGGCAGAGGAAACUGAAAUAUAAGCGUUCCAUCCGGCUGAAGAGGAGGGCAGAGAGACUGAAGAAUCUUGCCAAUAAAGAGACAGAAAAGUCACAAGACGAAGACGAGGAUAGGACAACUGAGGAGACUGAAAAAAUGUCAAAAGCUAUCAGAGAUGAGGGAGAAGUGAAAAAGAAAGAUUAUCACUCUGCCCCUUUAAAGGAGAAAAAUAAAGAUGCAGAACAACAUGUUAAGGAGGCCCAUCCUGAGGUUUCCACCCCUCCUCUUAACUCUCCAAAGUCUCCUCUGUCUACCUCAGUGGCUCCUACAGGAAUAAAGAGGCGGCCUUGGACUAAUGGGAACGCGGCAGAGUGUGGCACUUGUGGCCGCUGGUUCUCAAGCCCCAGAAAGCGAGACAAACACGAGCUGAGCCAUCUGCUGGAGUUUGUAUGCCUCCUCUGUCGAGCCACUUUUCCCUCAAGGGAUAAGUUGGAAGACCACCAGAGAGCCCAGCAUCCCAAGCCGACAGAGACACCUGCCGUGCCCUCUAAAGUUGCUGAACAAGUUGAAGGGAUUAAAUCCGUAUCAGAGAUUGCAAAGUAUGAUGAGGACAAGCAGGCAGGUUUAGGAGGGAGUAAUUGUAGUCCAACUCGCUUAAGCAGAAGAGCAUUAUCACGACACACCUGCCCACAGUGUCAUAAGGUAUGCAAGACAUCAUCAGCACUAACUCGCCACAUUCGACGCCAUGAGUUAAGCAGUUCCCCAGAGAGAGAAAAGGAAGAUAAAGACACGGAGCCAAAAACUUUAGAGACAGUUGUAAACACUCCUAGCACAGACCUAGAAACUGAAAAAGGACAGGUUCCCAGUGCCCUCUCUGUUUCAGUUAUUAGCUAUUCAACGCCAGAGCCGCCCAGUAGUGGUGAGUGUUUGGCAUCACAGCAGCAUGAAGACCAUCUGAGUGAACUCACAGAUGAACAUCAAAUGUCUGAAUCCAGUCACAAAGCUGAACUGAAAGAGCAUGCACUUUCAGCUCCAGACAGAGAUCACAGACCACACAUUGCAGACCCUCCAUUAGAAAGCCCAAUUAACCUUACUCCCAACAAACAUGAAUUCACUCCUGCCACACCAUCUACACUCCAGAGUGUGCUUGUUAUGAAUGGACCUGAAUGUCUUGACUACCGUACCCUCAGCAAAAAGAACCUAGACAGCCAAAUCCACAGAAUACCCAGUCCUCUGCAUAUUGUGGCAUCUACCAACAGCUCUCCAAAUGUGUCCAUGACAUCACAGACCAGAAUAACCACUGCUGCUCCUCCUGUUUCCAUGGCAACAACUCCCAGCUCUGAGGGGGGAUUUAUGAAACGGGAUGGGGUCAUUAUGGACAGAGAGAGGCAAGGUGGGAGUGGCAGAUUUCUGCAUGCAGGUUACAGGGAACCACCUCUGGUCCAAGAUCUCAGAGUCCAGUCCAUGUCCAGAAGUCCCUCUCCCAAUGAAGCACAAGACCUGACCAUGUCGUCUAUACUAGCCAGAGAGAGGGAAAUAGAGAGGCAGAGAGAGAAAGAGAGGGAGCUGGAGAGGCAGAGAGAGCAGGAGAGGGAGAAAGAACUUGAGAAAGAGAGAGAGAAAGCGAUAGAGAGGGCACAGCAAAUCAGUAGAGUUACUCAUGCCCCAGAGGACCAGAUUGCACUCUUGGUUCCUAAAGAGGAGCCCUUGAGCCCUGUACCAUCUCCCCAACAUAUUCCCACUCAAACCACUAUGAAUGGACCCUCUUCACACAGGCACACUCCCAAGUCCCCCUGCCGGUCCCCCUCAACUAUUGGACUGUUAGCGCAAGCCAACCGCCAGGUUCAUUCCAGUCCACAAGGACUAGAAAGACUCACACUGCCCACUGGAGCAGCUGGUGCCGGUGACCGCCCCUCUGCCCACGCUCUGCUUCUGCCCCGAGCCCCCCAGCCACCUGAGCCAGAGCACCAUGACAAUGUUUCUUCCAGAGACUCCCAGCCAGGGGAUGCCACUCCAGUGGGCUACUCUUCCCAGGAUUACCCUCUACCCCUCAUUGUGCCAGACACCUACCGCUCUGGUAAAAAGCAGGAGGAAAACCUGCUCAUGUCCUCCUAUCCACCUGGAGCUCUUCCCUUUGGCCCACUGGGAAAAGUGAUGGUUCCUAACGGCGGGGACCUGGCCAAGCUGCCGUUCUAUUCAGAUCCUUACCAGCUGUUCUAUGGGCCCCAGCUCCUGGCCUACCCCUAUAACUUGGCAGCACUUCCUGUGGCUCUGAAUAUGAUGGCACCUGGGGGAGACAAGGUGGAGCCUCUGCCUUUCCUCCCUGCCAUCUUCAACUACGCAGCUACUGCUGGGCCCUACAUGGGUGCAGCCCCUCACCCCCUUGUGGCAAAUCCCAGCCUUUACAGCAGCAGCGGCGGCAGCAGCAAAAAGCAACGAGACAGCAGCAGCGGCAAACCGUAGAACACAGAACACUACAAGGAAUAUAUUUCAAAGGGGACAGCCUCAUCUGUUUAGGCUGGGAGUGGGAGGGGUGCGUGCUUACUGGGUCACUGAGUACUCUUGCACAGUACACCUGCCUCUCUUUUAUUCAAUACAGAUCAGAGCUAGGCACUAAAGGAGUAGGUGUGAAGGGAGGAGAAGGAGCAAAGAAACAGGGAGGAGAGGCCAAUAUUAUAGUGACGUAUCAUCACUCCCUUAUCUUUACUCCUGCUCAGCUUUCUCCAUGUCUCUCCUGUCUGCCUGUAGUGUGUUGUAGUUCUAGAGCUUGAUUAAUCUUCCUCUUCGACUCAUUAUAUUAUCUAUAAUAUAAGAAUAAGAACUGCUAACAGGGUUUGUGUUAUGUGAAAAAUUAGUUCAGUCUACUUCCCUUUAUAGUCACCGCAUAACGAGGAUAAACGCUCUUCAGGGAAGGCAUGUGUGGGAAAGGAUAAGAGACGAGACAGAGGAGUCCAUAUGUGACACAAUUGGAGGUGGAGCAGCGAGCAACUCAAACCUUGUGUAUUUUUGUAUGAACGAGUUAAAACGCAGGAGAAUCCUGCCAUGAAACUGUCCACGAAAGAUAUAUAUGAGCAUGUACAUGCACAUGUAUGUACGGAUUUGUGCAUGCAGAGUUGGGCUUAAGCAGGUAUUACUGCAUAUGUGUGAAAGUGUGUGUGUGUAGAUGCGCGUGUAUGUGUGUGUGCGCGUGCAUGGGAGUGAUGGAAUACGAAUGACUAGAUCAUUCCGUGCGUAUGGGACGCACACAGCAUUCCUACUCUAGUUGGAAUCGCUACUGUAGGUCAAUGUGUAGAAGUGCAUUUAGAAGUGAUUCAUCAUAUCCAAAUCAUUAAGAAGUUAAGCUAUGGCUGGAUGUGAGUGUAUGACAAUGACAGAUCAUCUGAGCUUCUAAAGUCUCAGCAAGCCUUGUGAAUUUGUGGCCAGAUGACGCUGUAGGAACUGUAACCUGUAUAGCAUUCACCAUAGUUUAUACCUUAUGUGCACAAAAUAGAGAAGUAGUGGUCACUUAAAGGGGACACUUGUAGCUGCUUCAGAAAUUGUAGCUGGCCACUGGGUAAGAAUUCAAGGCUGGUAGACCAUUGCACUUCCGUUUCUCAUCUCAAUUCCUUCACAUAAAAAAAGGAAAAGAAUAAAAACCAGUCAGCCUUCAUGUUGUGUAGCUUUUUCCUCUUUGAGUGGAAGAUGAAAAGGCUCUGUUUCCUUAGCCAAGAAGAAGAAGAAAGCAACAGCAAAGAAGGAAAAAGAAAAAUGGAUUCAGGGUAUUGUGUUUUUUUUUUCUGGAUAGGAAAGAGAAUUAUAUGGGCACAAAACUGUUGGACUUUGAGUCAGAGGGCCCCACAGAAGUGUUGCUGGGGCCUAAAAAUGUUGUCCUACUCCAAAACUGAGGGGAAAUUGGAAAAAAAAAAAAGUGUGAACUAUCACCCUUCCUGUCCUGUGUCAUUUUACCAAGAGGUAGGAGAAGGCUGAGCUUAGCAGCCAAAGUGGUGGCCGAAACUCUCCAGACGCCCUCCUGGGGCUUUUUUUUGUUAUGUGUAAUGUUAUCUCUAUAUGUUUGUUCUGUUAAACUAUGUUGUUGUUUAUGUUGUUUAGCCCUCUUACCGGAUGGAAGUGGCUUCAGUGAAAAGAGGGAGUAAACUUUAAAAUAUGAAUGUAAAUUUAGUCAUGAGGUUAAUGAAGUACAGCUGCAUUAAUGAUAUAGUUGGUUUCAGUUCCUUUUUUUUUUUCUGUUUUGACACAAAUAACCUGUUUAAGAACCGUAUAACGUCUGGUAUGCAUAUAUACAGUAGUCCUAGGACCACGUCAGUAAACUUGGGUUCUGUAUCCACAAAAGCAUGAGCAACACUUGCUUCCUAACCGUUUAUAUCCUCAGCAAAUCUGGCAUUGUGCACACAGCUUUUGUUUGUUUGUUCCUUUUUUUUUUAUUUUCUGGCCUUUUAUUCUCCCAUGUCUCUGUUAAUACUUUUUUGGAUUAUUGUACACAGUUUGGAAAAAUUCCACAACACGUGCUGCCACAUUUACACCUCGCAGUCACUAUCUUGGAGCUGUUUAAUUCUCCCUCUCCACUCAAGCAUACACUCGCUCACUGCAGCUCUUCCAUAUGAGGUGCGUGCUUUUCGUUGUGCGUGCGUGUGUGUGUGUGUGUGUGUGUGUGUGAUGGCACUGGGGCACCUUUUGGUUUGGGCAGGAGUGUUAAAACGCAGUGUGACCGACUGCAGGGGUGCACAGGCAUCACCUUGGGUGUGGUUACAAGCCUUUUGCGUGUUUGGCGUUUUGCGUAUGAGAGUGAGUGACCGUGUGAAUAAGAAAACCAAAAUAAAUCUGCCUAAGCAGCAUAUCCCUUGGCAGUAUAUGGGCCACCUGUUCUUAUAUUUUUGUUUUUGACACUUUUCUGUGGGUUAGUUUCAGUGUAAAAAAGCCUUGCUGUCUCCAAUACACUAUCUCAAGCCAUUCCUGUAGAUGGACAUGUUUGUGUUUUUGGACCAUUUCUUAUGCCAUAGUUUGCCAUCAUGGUUAUCAUACAGACCAAAAGCAUGCAAAUCGACGUAUUGUAGUGACUGGACUGGAAUCUGGUGGUAAUAUACAACUAUUUACUGUAUGUUUUAGUUUAAAUGAAUGUGCCUCUGCUUUGAUAUUUAAAUAAUUAUCUAUAGUAAGAUGUGGAUCUGCCAGAUUUCAACUGUUAAGGUGCCUUGUUAUGGCAUAAGAAAUUUAAAUAGUCAACAUUUUCUUGAGAAACGACAUUAUGAUUUGGAGAUAGAUUUCAUGGCUUUGUUUGCUAUGAAGCUGUUCAUAGAUGUAGGAGUGUGGCUAAACUGUUUUGGUAUCGUGUACAUGUCUAGGGUAAUACUGUGCCAUAUAGAGCCCACAAAAUAUGUUAAUGUUAUUUUUAAAAGAUGUUUUAAUGUUGCCUGAUGACUUUGUCUUUAGAUUUGAUACAAAGGCUUGUAGCCACAGCUCUCCCAAAGUCUGUAGUCUCCUUUUCCGACAUCCUUCUUGUCUCUCUCUCUCUCUCUCUCUCUCCCUCCCUCUCUCCCCUUGUUUCCGUCUCCCUUUCUUUCUCUUUGCUGCAAUCAAACAAAAUAAAGUAUUAACCUGAUGACCCAAUGAAAUCA